AUGGAACGAGCGAUUGGAGGCAAGGGCUUAUUGUCUCACAUAAAUGGAGUAACCGACCCUCCUCCAACCACUCAUCCCAGUUACUCGAAAUGGCAACAGAGAGACUACUGCUGCUUCAACUGGAUAAUCAACAAUGUCGAAGCCAGUCUCAUCAAUGAAGUCUCACAAUACGCGACGGCCCGAGACCUGUGGGAGGGUCUGGCCAUCACAUAUGCAAGUGGAGCCGAUCCAUUUCAAGUCUCGGAUCUGCACAGACAGGCGUACAACAUGAAGCAAGGGAACAUGAGCCUCGAAUCACUGUGGAAUAAACUCCAAAGUAUCUGGAUCUCCAUCGACGAAAGAGAUCCAAAUCCUAUGGACACGCCAUCAACAAUAGAGAAAUACAACAAGAUCAUGCAGUGA
Molecule: messenger RNA, 402 nt
Organism: Salvia splendens (bonfire salvia)
Lineage: Eukaryota; Viridiplantae; Streptophyta; Magnoliopsida; Lamiales; Lamiaceae
Exons: 1
Coding region: 1-402 (133 amino acids)
Source: RefSeq, a predicted model, not a curated record